Messenger RNA from Papaver somniferum (opium poppy), 1941 nucleotides. Its product is annotated as phosphoglycerate mutase-like protein 1. Gene Ontology annotation, cellular component: cytoplasm. The transcript is spliced from 9 exons. Lineage: Eukaryota; Viridiplantae; Streptophyta; Magnoliopsida; Ranunculales; Papaveraceae. The coding region runs from base 498 to 1241 and encodes 247 amino acids. Gene Ontology annotation, molecular function: phosphatase activity. The record is from RefSeq and is a predicted model, not a curated record.
UCUUGAAUGAUUAUUUUUCUCAAACCUUCUCAGUAUCAUUCUUCUGCUUCAUUACAAUUUCAACCCAAUUUCUUCAAUUUAAAUUUAACCUCAUAAUAAAGAAAAUUGUCAAUAACCGUAAUGCGUUUUAUUCUUACCGUAACUCUAUGCUUCAGCAACAACAGAAACUUCUUCAAGUGUGCUCUAGAGCUCGAUAUCUCUACAGCGUGUUUCCACGAAAGUGCUCACGAAUUGGUCAGGCUUUAACUAUCUGAACCCAGACAUUUUGAUAUCCAUUUAUGCAAAUCUGGGGUGAAUUAGCAGUAUCUCUGCAAGUGUUUGAUAAGAUGCCCGAAAGAAAUAUCAUGUCAGCAUGUGCAUCUUUGGAUGGCUAUCUCUGCACUUGCACUUUAAGACAAUGCAAACAGCAGUUGGAGCAAUUGGUUGCUCUAGGAAAGUGCGUGGAAUAGUAAUCUUUCUGCAAUAUCAAGCUUACGUACACCACCAGCAGUGGAGAUAUGGAAGGUUCGGGAAGUACAACUCUCUUCCCCUUGCAUCGCACCAAAACUUUGCAUCUGGUGAGGCAUGCACAUGGAGCUCACCAACUCGAAGUAGAAGAUCGCGAUGCACUCAAAUCUGAAGAACUAUUUGAUGCCCAACUUAGUCUUCAGGGGUGGCAGCAGGUUGAUAACUUGAAUAAGCAUAUUAAUGAAUGUGGACUUGCCAAGAAGGUUGAAUUAGUCAUUGUUUCUCCUUUACUGAGAACGAUGCAAACAGCAGUAGGAGCAUUUGGCGGUGUUGGAGACUAUGCAGAUGGGACGGAUGUAACUCCACUAAUGGUGGAAAAUGCAGGGAAUAGUAAUCGUUCUGCAACAUCAAACAUAAACACCCCACCAUUCCUAGCAGUGGAGCUUUGUCGAGAACGUUUGGGUGUUUACUAUUGUAAUAGGAGGAGAGCCACUAGUGAAUAUCGGACCAUUUUCCCUGCUAUCGAUUUCUCAUUGAUAGAAAACGAAGAGGAUGUUUUGUGGAAGGCUGAUGCAAGAGAAUCAUAUGAGUCCCUUGCUGUCAGGGGAAUGCAAUUUAUUGAUUGGUUGUGGACACGGAAAGAGAAAGAGAUUGCAGUUGUCACCCAUAGUUGUUUCUUGUUUCACACCCUCGGUGCACAUGGAAAGGACUACCAACCAACGGUGCAGCAAGAAAUGUGCACACGCUUUGCAAAUUGUGAGCUUCGUUCUGUGGUUAUUGCUGAUCGAGGGUAAGCGGUUUUCUUAUGUAUGUUUAACUUUUAUGGCUUAUUUUUAUCAUCACUUAAAGGGUUUCAGUGGUCAAGUGAUCCAUAACUAGUAGACACAUCCAGUCCUGGCUAAUUGCUAUCACAUGGAACUGACUCAAAAACAUAAGUUGCUUUCUCUUUGUUCUCCUUCAACAAUCUCUAUUGUUCGUUAUGUUUUUACAUUUAAUCGACCAAAAUACCUAAGAACCGGUGUGAGCAGAAUUGAUAAUUUGUCUGGUUCCACAAUAAGGACAUGGAUAACAGAAGGUAAGAAAUCUGUUGACUCCCAUAGCUUAUUAUCCAUGAAGCUGUUUGUUUUUCUUUUUUCUUAUGAAUUUGUAGUUUGAUAGGUUCAGGCUCCGGGACCACUAACUAUCCUGGAAAGGUCCCUGACGGGAUAAAUUUUACUAGUAAUGCUGCACUUUGAUAAGCACCCACGGGAAGGGGUACCUGAUACGUCGUCAAACUAGAUUGGCUGUCUUGAAUUCUAAUCUACACAACAAUUAUUCUUCUGAAAGUAGGUUAUUUUGGUGUAUUCUGUCUAGUACUGUAAUCUGAUUUGCUGCAAUCUUAAGAUCAACAGAAUCUCCUCUUUUUUUUUCUGUACUUCUCUUCUUCUUAUUAUUUGAACCAUAGACAGAGUGGAGAAAAAUAUAGGUUACGAAUUUGCUACGGCUACUCAUAGA